Molecule: messenger RNA, 1607 nt
Organism: Diabrotica virgifera virgifera (western corn rootworm)
Lineage: Eukaryota; Metazoa; Arthropoda; Insecta; Coleoptera; Chrysomelidae
Product: spliceosome-associated protein CWC27 homolog
Exons: 6
Coding region: 125-1519 (464 amino acids)
Biological process (GO): protein peptidyl-prolyl isomerization; protein folding
Cellular component (GO): catalytic step 2 spliceosome
Molecular function (GO): peptidyl-prolyl cis-trans isomerase activity
Source: RefSeq, a predicted model, not a curated record
CUGGAAAGAACACAAUUUUAGGUUAGGAAUUAGAAGAGGAGUAUAACCUGUCCAUGAUUCAUAACAAAUCAUAGAAGUAAAUAAAAAGUGGAAAUAUCAACAAAACAGUCCUGAUUUUAAAAUCAUGAGUAGUAUUUAUAUUUUAGAACCCCAAACAUCUGGAAAGGUUCUGUUAAAAACUACCGUUGGAGAUAUAGACAUAGAAUUAUGGGCCAAAGAAACCCCAAAGGCUUGCCGAAAUUUCAUACAGCUAUGUUUAGAGGGAUACUACAAUAACCUCAUCUUCCACAGGGUAGUAAAAGAUUUCAUUGUACAAGGAGGAGAUCCAAAUGGAGAUGGUACUGGUGGGGAGUCCAUAUACGGAGAACCCUUUAAAGAUGAAUUCCAUCAGAGGCUUAAAUUCGCGAGGAGAGGGCUAGUGGCAAUGGCCAAUGCUGGGAAGGAUGAUAACGGUUCUCAGUUCUUUUUUACUCUGGGUCCUACACCAGAAUUACAGAACAAGCACACCAUUUUUGGGAAAAUUACUGGCGAGACUGUUUUUAAUAUGCUUAAAUUAGAGGAGGGGUUAGUUGAAGAUGAAAGGCCAGUUUAUCCUAAUAAGAUCAUAAAAGCUGAAGUUUUGAACAAUCCUUUUCCAGAUAUUGUACCAAGGUUUCAGAAGGUUGAAGUGAAAGAAAAACAGAAGAAGGAGAAGAAAGCUGGGGUGAAGAAUUUCAAGCUAUUGUCAUUUGGUGCUGAAGCUGAAGAAGAUGAGGAGGAAUUUACUAGAGUGAAUAAAAAUUUGAGUGGAAAAGGCAAAUCAACUCAUGACGUUUUAGAUGAUCCUACACUAAGUUCCCAGACAGAAGCUGAGGCAGUUGAUGAACCUGAUCCAUCGACAACUACGGAAAAACAAUUAGAGAACAUAAAGAAGAAACUUCAGGGUGCGAAACAGUCCAAACCUAAAAGCCAAAAACGGCCGUUGAGUCCAAAGGAAACCAAAGGAUCUGAUGAUGAGUUUGAGGAUUACUACCUGGGAAAAGAUAGGAAACUCGAAAAGGAGAAGAAAAUGCAAGAACUCAAAGAAGAAAUAAAAAACAUCAAAAAGGACUAUCACAAAAAUAAACUCAGGAAAGAGGAAGAGAAGACGAUAGAACAGAAAGAAGAAGAAGUAAAAAGUGAGGUAGUGAGAGAGUACAAAGAAGAGUACAACACAUAUAAAGUUAGGAAGGAGAAGUUACCACAGAAGGGAUCUGAUAGGGAAAAGUUUACGUUAGCGUUGUUGGAUAAGUUUAAGAAAAAGUUGCACACUGCCAAAGAAAAAGAACAGAAUAAAGAUGAGGAAAAACCAGAGGAAAACGAGGAAGAUGAUGAAAGAUCAUGGUUGUCGCAUAACCUGAAAUUUGAAGAUGACACACCAAUAUUAGCGAAGGAUGCCAAUACUAAAGACGAUGAUUGGUUCGAGAUCUACGAUCCAAGACAUCCUCUCGCGAAAAGGAGGCGUGGAGAGGGAGACGGUUCCUCAAGGGCAAAAAAAUAACUGUCAAUUUUAAUAUGUGAUAUUUAUAUUUAUUAUACGUUAUACGUGUGAAAUAUAUAUUGAUUAUCAAAAUAAAUAUAGUUUUUUA